Rotaria sordida is the source of this 1317-nucleotide messenger RNA. Lineage: Eukaryota; Metazoa; Rotifera; Eurotatoria; Philodinida; Philodinidae. The record is from the annotation of a GenBank genome assembly.
AUGUCAAAUGAAGAAAAACAACAAAUUGAUGAAACAUCUGUUACACCAUGGAAUUUAGCUAUUUAUUAUCGACGAAUUUUUCCAUCACAUAUUUAUUGUAAAUGGCUUGCUUAUGGAGAACCUGCAUCAAGUUUACAAUUUGCUCAACGUGAAUUUAGUUUUACACUUGAAAAUGAUGUUUAUCGUCGUUAUCUUUCAUUUUCUAAUCAUAUGGAAUUUGAAAAAGAAUUAAUAAAAAUGUCUCCAGAAAAAAUUGAUAUUGGUGCUGUUUAUUCAGCUAAACCAAAAGAUCAUAAAAUGUUAUCUACAACACAAUUUUAUCCAAUUGAACGUGAACUUGUAUUUGAUAUUGAUAUGACAGAUUAUGAUGAUGUACGAUUUUGUUGUCGUGGUGCUGAUAUUUGUUCGACAUGUUGGACAUUAAUGAGAUUUGCUAUGCAAAUUAUCGAUCGUGUAUUACAUGAGGAUUUUGGAUUUGAACAUCGUUUAUGGAUUUAUUCUGGUCGACGUGGCGUUCAUUGUUGGGUUUGUGAUCAAACAGCAAGAGAAUUACAAUCAAGUACUCGACAAACUAUUGUUGAAUAUAUAACUAUUCUUGCUACUGGAAAAGAAUCAUCGAAACGUGUUACACUUUAUUCUCCAUUACAUCCAUCACUUCAACGAGCUCGUGAAAUAAUUUUAACUGAAUUUGAUGGAUAUGCUUGUUUAAAACAAGAUUUUCUUGGAGAUGAUCAACGUAUUGAACGAUUUAUUCGACUUGUUCCUGAUGAUAGUCGUCAAACAUUACGAGAAAUAUUUUCUCAAUUAACAACAUCAGCAGAACGAUGGGCUGCUUUUAAACAACAUACUGAUGCAAUGAUUAAUUCCGUAACAUCGACUACUAAAUUUCGUAAAGCUGCUUAUACAACAUUAAUUGAUGAAAUAAUGUUUGAAUAUUGUUAUCCACGUCUUGAUGCAAAUGUAACAAAAGGAAUGAAUCAUUUACUUAAAUCUCCAUUUAGUAUUCAUCCAAAAACUGGUCGUGUAUCAAUACCAAUUCAUUUAGAUUCAUUAGGAUAUUUUGAUCCAUGUAAAGAAGGUUCAGUUCCAAAAUUAAAUGAAUUAUGUCAACAAGUUGAACAAUUACCAAAACAAAAUCAACAAAAUGAUGAUGGAUUUAAUGAAAAAAUUUCUACAAAACAAAAAGAUUAUAAUCAAACAUCUCUUAAACCAUUUAUUGAUAUAUUUGCUCGUUUUGUUCAACAAUCACAAACAAGCAAACAAAAUGAAACAUUAGCUAAAAGUGAUCUCAAUACAAUGUUAUCAGGAGAAAUUUAA